Messenger RNA from Manis pentadactyla (Chinese pangolin), 6980 nucleotides. RefSeq names its product insulin receptor substrate 2 (gene IRS2). Lineage: Eukaryota; Metazoa; Chordata; Mammalia; Pholidota; Manidae. The record is from RefSeq and is a predicted model, not a curated record. Gene Ontology annotation, biological process: insulin receptor signaling pathway. The transcript has 3 exons. Gene Ontology annotation, cellular component: plasma membrane; cytosol. Bases 512 to 4615 code for a protein of 1367 amino acids. Gene Ontology annotation, molecular function: phosphatidylinositol 3-kinase binding; insulin receptor binding.
CUUCUUAGUUCAGUCACUCGGUGCGCGAUGUGUUACUCACUGUGCGGCGGGGACCGCGGCGAGCCCGGGUCGCCGUUGGCAGCAGGAGCCCCGGCAGCGGCGCGGACCCCGAGUGCCUGGGCGCAGCCCGACGCCCCGCAACGCGGCGCGGGGGCAGGACCAGUGCGGCCGCGCGCGCCUUAGGCUCGGCCCCGCGGCUCGGAGACCCCGACUCUCGGCCCAGCCAGCAAGUCCCCAGGCGCCGCCCGGGAGCCCGGGAGGCAGAGGCCGCGGGCGGCCGGGCCAGGGGCGGCCGCCGCCCGCGCCGGGCAUCCUCUCGGGCCGCGAAGGGCGCUGCGCCACCGCGCGCUGCCGGGCGCCCCGCUCCCCGGCCUCCGAACCUUCCCGGCUCCGGGCCCGAGGGACGCGGGCUCCGGCGGGCGAGCGCGGGGAGAGGGAGCCCCGCCCGCGCCCUCGCUCCCCAGCCUCUCCGAGCCGAGCCGGGCCGGGGCUGCGGCCUGAAGUGCCCGCGAUGGCGAGCCCGCCGCGGCACGCGCUCCCCGCGCCGGCGGGCGGCGACGGCCCCAACCUCAAUAACAACAACAAUAACCAGAGCGUGCGCAAGUGCGGCUACCUGCGCAAGCAGAAGCACGGCCACAAGCGCUUCUUCGUGCUGCGCGGGCCCGGCGCGGGCGGAGACGAGGCGGCGGGCGGGGGACCGGCGCUGCAGCCGCCGCGGCUCGAGUACUACGAGAGCGAGAAGAAGUGGCGGAGCAAGGCGGGCGCCCCAAAGCGGGUCAUCGCGCUCGACUGCUGCCUGAACAUCAACAAGCGCGCCGACGCCAAGCACAAGUACCUGAUCGCCCUCUACACCAAGGACGAGUACUUCGCCGUGGCGGCCGAGAACGAGCAGGAGCAGGAGGGCUGGUACCGCGCGCUCACCGACCUGGUCAGCGAGGGCCGCGCGGCUGCCGGCGACGCGCCCCCCGCCGCCGCCACCGCCGCGUCCUGCAGCGCCUCCCUGCCCGGCGCCCUGGGCGGCUCGGCAGGCGCCGCCGCGGCCGAUGACAGCUACGGGCUGGUGGCGCCCGCCACGGCUGCCUACCGCGAGGUGUGGCAGGUGAACCUGAAGCCCAAGGGCCUGGGCCAGAGCAAGAACCUGACGGGCGUGUACCGGCUGUGCCUGUCGGCGCGCACCAUCGGUUUCGUGAAGCUCAACUGUGAGCAGCCGUCGGUGACGCUGCAGCUCAUGAAUAUCCGCCGCUGCGGCCACUCGGACAGCUUCUUCUUCAUCGAGGUGGGCCGCUCAGCCGUUACGGGCCCCGGCGAGCUGUGGAUGCAGGCCGACGACUCGGUGGUGGCUCAGAAUAUACACGAGACCAUCCUGGAGGCCAUGAAAGCUCUCAAGGAGCUCUUCGAGUUCCGGCCGCGCAGCAAGAGCCAGUCGUCCGGGUCGUCCGCUACGCACCCCAUCAGCGUCCCGGGCGCGCGCCGCCACCACCACCUGGUCAACUUGCCCCCCAGCCAAACGGGCCUGGUGCGCCGCUCACGCACGGACAGCCUGGCCGCUACGCCGCCGGCCGCCAAGUGCAGUUCGUGCCGGGUGCGCACGGCCAGCGAGGGCGAUGGCGGCGCGGCGGCGGGAGCCGGGGCGGCGGGCGGCAGGCCGGUGUCGGUGGCCGGGAGCCCCCUGAGCCCGGGGCCGGUGCGCGCGCCCCUGAGCCGCUCGCACACACUGAGCGGUGGCUGCGGCGGCCGCGGGAGCAAGGUGCCGCUGGCGCCGGCAGGGGGCGCCCUGCAACACAGUCGCUCCAUGUCCAUGCCCGUGGCGCACUCGCCGCCGGCCGCCACCAGCCCCAGCAGCCUGUCGUCCAGCAGUGGGCACGGCUCGGGCUCCUACCCGCCGCCUCCGGGCCCGCACCCGCACCUACAGCAUCCCCUGCAUCAUCCCACGAGCCAGCGGCCCUCCAGCGGUAGCGCCUCGGCCUCGGGCUCCCCCAGCGACCCCGGGUUCAUGUCCCUGGACGAGUACGGCUCCAGCCCUGGGGACCUGAGGGCCUUCUGCAGCCACAGAAGCAACACGCCCGAGUCCAUUGCCGAGACGCCCCCUGCCAGGGACGGCGGCGGGGGCGAGCUGUACGGGUACAUGACCAUGGACAGGCCCCUGAGCCACUGUGGCCGCCCCUACCGCAGAGUCUCGGGGGAGGGGGCCCAGGACUUGGACAGAGGGCUGAGGAAGAGGACUUACUCGCUGACCACACCUGCCCGGCAGCGGCCAGCGCCCCAGCCCUCCUCGGCGUCCCUGGAUGAGUACACCCUGAUGAGGGCCACCUUCUCCGGCAGCUCGGGCCGCCUUUGCCCGUCCUGCCCCGCCUCCUCCCCCAAAGUGGCCUACCACCCUUACCCCGAGGACUACGGCGACAUCGAGAUCGGGUCCCACAGGAGCUCCAGCAGUAACCUGGGCACAGACGAUGGCUAUAUGCCCAUGAGCCCUGGCGCGGCCCUCCUGGGUGGAGGCAGUGGCAGCUGCAGGGGUGACGACUACAUGCCAAUGAGCCCCACCAGCGUGUCGGCCCCGAAGCAGAUCCUGCAGCCGCGCGCUGCUGCGACGGCUUUGCCCCCCACGGCAGCUGCAGUGCCCGCGCCCGCCUCUGCAGCCGGCAGGGCCUUUCCGGUGAGCGGGGGCAGCUUCAAGGCCAGCUCCCCGGCCGAGAGCUCCCCGGAGGACAGUGGGUACAUGCGCAUGUGGUGUGGUUCCAAGCUGUCGGUGGAGAACACUGACAGCAAGCUGCUUCCCAACGGGGACUACCUCAACAUGUCCCCCAGCGACGCAGGCACCUCGGGAACCCCACCCGACUUCUUCUCAGCCGCCUUGCACGGCGGGGGAGAGAUGCUCAGGGGCGUCCCCGGCUACUGUUACAGCUCCUUGCCCCGUUCCUACAAGGCUCCCUACACCUGCAAUGGGGACACGGACCAGUAUGUGCUCAUGAGCUCCCCCGUGGGGCGCAUCCUGGAAGAGGAGAGGCUGGAGCCGCCGACCAGCCCGGGGACCUCGCAGGCGGCCAGCGCCUUAGUGGCCGGGGCCGGUGGGGGUGGGCACCCCCAGGCCCCCCACCCAGUAGUGCCUUCGCCCGGGAGGCCCAGCGGCAGCGUCCGCCCGGAGGCCUUCCUGAACCAGCGCUGCCGGGCGGUGCGGCCCACGCGCCUGUCCCUGGAGGGGCUGCAGACCCUGCCCAGCAUGCACGAGUACCCUCUGCCGCCGGAGCCCAAGAGCCCCGGCGAGUACAUCAACAUUGACUUCGGCGAGGCGGGGGCGCACCUGUCGCCACCUGCCCCUCCGCUGCUGGCUUCGGCGGCCUCGUCCUCGUCGCUGCUGUCCGCCAGCAGCCCAGCCUCGUCCCUGGGCUCGGGCACCCCUGGAACGAGCAGCGACAGCAGGCAACGCUCCCCGCUCUCUGACUACAUGAACCUCGACUUCAGCUCCCCCAAGUCCCCCAAGCCCAGUGUUCAGGGUGCGGACCCCGUGGGCUCCUUGGACGCCCUCCUGUCUCCCGAGGCCUCCUCCCCGUACCCGCCGCUGCCCCCGCGCCCCGCCGCGCCCACCGCUGCACUGCAGCCACAGACGCCCCCGCCGCCCCCCCCAGGGGAACUGUACCACCUGCCCCCCGCCUCUGCUUCCCAGGGCCCCAGCGCUGCCUCUUCUUCGUCCUCGGAGCCCGGGGACAAUGGUGACUACACCGAGAUGGCCUUUGGCGUGGCCGCCACCCCGCCACAACCCAUCGCGGCCCCCCAGAAGCCGGAAAGUGCCCGUGUGACCAGCCCCACGUCCGGCGUGAAGAGGCUGAGUCUCAUGGACCAGGUGUCUGGGGUUGAGGCCUUCCUGCAGGCGAGCCAGCCCCCAGACCCGCACCGGGGGGCCAAGGUCAUCCGUGCAGACCCACAAGGGGGCCGCCGCCGCCACAGCUCCGAGACCUUCUCCUCAACCACUGCUGUGACCCCUGUGUCCCCGUCCUUCGCCCACAACCCGAAGCGCCACAACUCGGCCUCAGUGGAAAACGUCUCUCUCAGGAAAAGCAGCGAAGGGGUUGGCAGCGGCGCCCUGGGUGGGGGUGACGAGCCCCCCACGUCCCCUCGCCAGCUGCAGCCGCCACCUCCCCAGCAGGCGCGACCGUGGAUUCAGGGCCAGCCUGGGGGCUUGGUGGGCUGCCCUGGGGGCAGCGGCUCUCCGAUGCGCAGGGAGACCUCCGUAGGCUUCCAAAACGGCCUCAACUACAUUGCUAUCGACGUGAGGGACGAGCCGGGGCUGUCACCGCCUCCGCAAGCGCAUCCGCACCCGCCAGCGGGAGACAAGAGCGCCUGGGGCCGGACCCGUAGCCUUGGGGGUCUCAUCAGCGCCGUGGGGGGCAGCAGCGGCGGGGUGUGUGGGGGGCCGGGCCCUGGCGCCCUGCCCCCAGCCAGCACCUAUGCCAGCAUUGACUUCUUGUCCCACCAUCUGAAGGAGGCCACGAUUGUGAAAGCCUCGGGGCCGCGCCCGCCGCCUGGUGCACAGCCGGCACGGGGUGGAGCCUGUCGUACCAGAGUGAAGAUCUGUCUGGCCUUUAUCACCGUGGCAUCGGCAUCGCCCAUCACAGGAUAACUUUAAAAGAAGAUGCUCAGCAUUAAAAAAAAAAAAAUCUGAAGCUGCUUAUAGUUUUCUUUUGGAUCUGAGCAAUGGCCACGUUCUGAACCAUCCGUGACUGCGUGGACGCGGAACCAGCAAGGAGAGGCCACCAGCCCCCACCCCCGCCCCCCAGGGGCAUUCAUCCUCCUGCUGUCUGUGUUGGGGUCGUGUUUCAUUUUUUAACACAUUUCGCCGAAGAAGUUAUUCUCAAGAAGAUUGGAUGUUUGCAUUGGCCUUUAAAUUGUGGCCAGUGUCUUAAUUUCUUCUUACUUUCAUUUUGGCCAAGCAUACGUAUCCCUCAGCAUGCUAGGAGAUUCUACCCACGCCCACUGAAGUGGUGAAAUCUGGUAUUUGCUGGCAUACACUCACAACUACCACAGUCCUACCUCAGUUCCAGGGUGAAGCCGGAUUUGUGUGGUGGGGGUCUGGGCAGACCCCCGUGUGUCUCUGCCGAAUGUGUCUCACGUGUGGUCAUCAGCCUUAUUAAACUGGUUCCAGUUCACAGUGCUUGUUGGACUCCAAUCCAGGAACCUGCGUGUUUACUCAAGACAGAGCCCAGUGUGGGACUGACAUUUCUCAACAGAAAUGAAAUUCGAGAUUAGACUUUGAAGAUGGAUUAAUAAAUAAUAAUUAUUAUAUGUAACUGAAGCAACCUACUUUUGAAAAUCAUCAACUGUAUUGGGUAGUAGGGGGUGGGGGGGAGGGGUUUGGGGAGGGAGUGACUAUCUCUUUUUACCUUUAACAGACUUGUUUAAUCUUCUCCGUGUAGAUGUUUAUGUAGGUACUUCAAGUUGCAGAAGCCUUUGAUCCUAUUUACAAGCUCAAACGUCUUUGCUGUCCUUAAUCUUGAGCUUGCAUUUCUUUAACCAAAAAUUCAUGUAGGCAUGCUAGCGAUUCAAGGGUGGUCACAGCUUCGGCAGAUUUUUAAAACACAUGUUACCUUUACUAUAAUGCUGUCGUGCCGGCCACGAGACUGGCCCUGACGACAACAAAGCAAAAAAGGAAGGAAGGACACUGAUGAGAGAGGCAUUCUGGGGAAAGGAGAAGAACAAGCUCACAGUACAGGUCACUUGUCGAAAAAAUUCCUGACAAGACUACUCUUGUCUUAUGUUUUCAGUGUUGUGGUGAUGAUGGCAGCUGUCACCCCAAACCGCUGACCCUGACCAGCAGAAUGUCUUGUCUCGCUGCUGCCUUGGCCGCGAUGGAGGGCUGCAGCACGCCCCCCCCGAGGGUGCGCCCCCCACGCUUACCCUCUCCAGCAGUCCUGCAGAGGUCACACUAAUUCAUUGGAGAUGUGAGGAGUUUUUUUUUUGAGAAAAAAAAAUAUAUAAAUAUAUAGAUAUAUAUAUCACUAUAGAAUAAUGCAUUAAUCAAAUGAGGCUUUUUUAGAGGAAGACCAAAAAAUUCAAUGUCUUAAAAAUAUAUUUAAUGGCAAUGCAAAAGUCUUCCUGCUUCCAUGCUGAACUUUUAGAACAGAAGAUUGUAUCGCAAGACAAAGUUGAAUGUAAAGUGAUCCCCUCUGGACAUUUUUAAAGUUUUAGUUUUCUAAAAUCACACAUCACAACAGUGCAUAGACCAUAUGAUGUUAGUUUGCAGGCCAUUUCGGUGUAUAAUAUAUAUACUUUAUUAAAAUGUAUAAAAUGUCCUAAAGUUUUGAUUUAGUUUUGGGACUGGGAAUCGAUGGGUGGGGUUUGCCGUGGAACUCCCCAGGGGACGUAGGACUGGGUAUGGGCCCCCUGGAUACCGUGUAUGGCGCGCAUUCACCGUCUUCUCUCUGCUUUGCAUAGUCACGCCACUAUACCAAUGGUUCAUGUUCAUCCUGCAACUUAAAAAAACAAGCAAAAUAAAAAGUUGAUAAUGUACUAAAUUUUCCUUUAUCCUGUACAUUUCAAAAAAAAAAAAAAGGCAUAUGCAAUAUUUACAUUUGUAAUUUAGUUUACAGAAUGGAACCAAAAUGUAUAAAUGUUAUGUUUGCUAAAACUUCACAGUGUAUAUUGGGUCUUUGUACAUUUUGCCUGACUUAACCUUAAAUUUAAAAUAUUUUUUGCUAUAUAAACUUUAACAGUUAUUAAACAGUGUUUUCUUUUUGGGUACGUAUAGUUUCUGGAUAUCAUGAUGUUAAAUAUAUUUCUUGCUUAUUGUGGUAUGACAAAAGACUCACCUUAUCUCGCUCUGUCUUCCACUGUGCACGCUGUAGAUAAGGGUCAACGCGACACGCUGCUGGAGACGAGGCUGAGUGGAAGUAGAAUAGCGCGUUGUAUUUAGUCUGUAUCGAUCAUGGAUGCUCUCCUUAACAGCCAUAUGCAAUAAAAUAAAAUACAUUAUUUAUGAAAUGAAUAAA